GCUCGAUAAGUUCACAUCCGCUGCAGAAGCUUCAAGCGGAAGUGGUCGAGUUUGUCAUCAACAAUGGCGUCGCAGCAAAUGAACACCAACAAUGCUCAAAUGGGUGUUCAGCAGCCGGCUGUUUUACAGCAACCGCAAGCUCAACAGCUCAGUCAACAACAAGAUUUUGACCCCGUUCACAGAUUCAAAAUGCUGAUUCCACUGCUCAAAGAUAGUUUACAGAAUGUCAUGACCAUUGCUUCGUUAAAUUUUGGGCAUAAUACUGCUAUUGACAACGGCUUAAGAACAACAGAGAAAGGUAAUGAUGCAGCAGUUCAGCGGUUUGACAAAAGUUUAGAAGAGUUUUAUGCUCUUUGUGAUCAACUGGAACUCUGCCUGCGGCUGGCCCACGAGUGCCUCUCGCAGAGCAUCGACAGCACAAAGCAUUCUCCAAAUCUCGUACCUACAGCCACCAAGCCGGACACGGUGCAAACAGAGUCUCUGUCCUACUCUCAGUAUCUCAGUAUGAUAAAAUCACAGAUUUCAUGUGCUAAAGACAUUCAUAAUGCUCUCUUAGAGUGUUCAAAAAAGAUUGCUGGGAAAGGUCAAGGAGCGUGUACUUAGUUUACGUUUUUGUUUGUGUUUUGCAUAACUUUGAUGCUGAUCGAAGAAUAUAUUUUUUUGGUAUUUUCAAUUUUGUUUGUCUAUUUACUACUGUGACAAAUGUACUUAUGCAAUUAAAAUGAUAGUAUUUUCAAAAGUUAA
Megalobrama amblycephala (Wuchang bream) is the source of this 744-nucleotide messenger RNA. RefSeq names its product mediator complex subunit 29 (gene med29). The transcript has 4 exons. NCBI's taxonomy places the organism in Eukaryota, Metazoa, Chordata, Actinopteri, Cypriniformes, Xenocyprididae. The record is from RefSeq and is a predicted model, not a curated record. Gene Ontology annotation, biological process: regulation of transcription by RNA polymerase II. Bases 64 to 603 code for a protein of 179 amino acids. Gene Ontology annotation, molecular function: transcription coregulator activity; transcription factor binding. Gene Ontology annotation, cellular component: mediator complex.